CACAGACACUGGCGGCCACCAGAAGUUUGAGCCUCUUUGGUAGCAGGAGGCUGGAAGAAAGGGCAGAAGUAGCUCUGGCUGUGAUGGGGAUCUUACUGGGCCUGCUACUCCUGGGGCACCUAACAGUGGACACUUAUGGCCGUCCCAUCCUGGAAGUGCCAGAGAGUGUAACAGGACCUUGGAAAGGGGAUGUGAAUCUUCCCUGCACCUAUGACCCCCUGCAAGGCUACACCCAAGUCUUGGUGAAGUGGCUGGUACAACGUGGCUCAGACCCUGUCACCAUCUUUCUACGUGACUCUUCUGGAGACCAUAUCCAGCAGGCAAAGUACCAGGGCCGCCUGCAUGUGAGCCACAAGGUUCCAGGAGAUGUAUCCCUCCAAUUGAGCACCCUGGAGAUGGAUGACCGGAGCCACUACACGUGUGAAGUUACCUGGCAGACUCCUGAUGGCAACCAAGUCGUGAGAGAUAAGAUUACUGAGCUCCGUGUCCAGAAACUCUCUGUCUCCAAGCCCACAGUGACAACUGGCAGCGGUUAUGGCUUCACGGUGCCCCAGGGAAUGAGGAUUAGCCUUCAAUGCCAGGCUCGGGGUUCUCCUCCCAUCAGUUAUAUUUGGUAUAAGCAACAGACUAAUAACCAGGAACCCAUCAAAGUAGCAACCCUAAGUACCUUACUCUUCAAGCCUGCGGUGGUAGCCGACUCGGGCUCCUAUUUCUGCACUGCCAAGGGCCAGGUUGGCUCUGAGCAGCACAGCGACAUUGUAAAGUUUGUGGUCAAAGACUCCUCAAAGCUACUCAAGACCAAGACUGAGGCACCUACAACCAUGACAUACCCCUUGAAAGCAACAUCUACAGUGAAGCAGUCCUGGGACUGGACCACUGACAUGGAUGGCUACCUUGGAGAGACCAGUGCUGGGCCAGGAAAGAGCCUGCCUGUCUUUGCCAUCAUCCUCAUCAUCUCCUUGUGCUGUAUGGUGGUUUUUACCAUGGCCUAUAUCAUGCUCUGUCGGAAGACAUCCCAACAAGAGCAUGUCUACGAAGCAGCCAGGGCACAUGCCAGAGAGGCCAACGACUCUGGAGAAACCAUGAGGGUGGCCAUCUUCGCAAGUGGCUGCUCCAGUGAUGAGCCAACUUCCCAGAAUCUGGGCAACAACUACUCUGAUGAGCCCUGCAUAGGACAGGAGUACCAGAUCAUCGCCCAGAUCAAUGGCAACUACGCCCGCCUGCUGGACACAGUUCCUCUGGAUUAUGAGUUUCUGGCCACUGAGGGCAAAAGUGUCUGUUAAAAAUGCCCCAUUAGGCCAGGAUCUGCUGACAUAAUUGCCUAGUCAGUCCUUGCCUUCUGCAUGGCCUUCUUCCCUGCUACCUCUCUUCCUGGAUAGCCCAAAGUGUCUGCCUACCAACACUGGAGCCCCUGGGAGUCACUGGCUUUGCCCUGGAAUUUGCCAGAUGCAUCUCAAGUAAGCCAGCUGCUGGAUUCGGCUCUGGGCCCUUCUAGUAUCUCUGCCGGGGGCUUCUGGUACUCCUCUCUAAAUACCAGAGGGAAGAUGCCCAUAGCACUAGGACUUGGUCAUCAUGCCUACAGACACUAUUCAACUUUGGUAUCUUGCCACCAGAAGACCCGAGGGAGGCUCAGCUCUGCCAGCUCAGAGGACCAGCUAUAUCCAGGAUCAUUUCUCUUUCUUCAGGGCCAGACAGCUUUUAAUUGAAAUUGUCAUUUCACAGGCCAGGGUUCAGUUCUGCUCCUCCACUAUAAGUCUAAUGUUCUGACUCUCUCCUGGUGCUCAAUAAAUAUCUAAUCAUAACAGCAA
This is a messenger RNA of Pan troglodytes (chimpanzee), 1808 nucleotides long. RefSeq names its product V-set and immunoglobulin domain containing 4 (gene VSIG4). Gene Ontology annotation, molecular function: complement component C3b binding. Lineage: Eukaryota; Metazoa; Chordata; Mammalia; Primates; Hominidae. The record is from RefSeq and is marked provisional. Gene Ontology annotation, biological process: negative regulation of complement activation, alternative pathway; negative regulation of T cell proliferation; negative regulation of macrophage activation.